ACUACUACUACUACUACUACUACUAUUCCCACUACUUUCGUCUUGGUUCUACCUCCAUUCGUUCCACUAUUAGUCGCUGACCUCAGUAAUCAUGAGGGUCUCUACUUCGGUUGCACUCGCCUCUCUCUUGGCCAUGGCCCAGGCUCAUCCUCCGGGCGCCUGGUGGGGCACGGAUGAUUGCUAUACUAGCCCGGAUAAUACCAAUAAUGAAUGCUCUGACGAGAUGCGCGGUGGAUUCGACUGGGCUGGCCUCACCGUCGGUCCUUUCGACUUCUUCGCUGGCUUCGCGUUUUCUGGGUUCUCUUUCAGCAGCAGCUUCAGUGGUGCUGUUGGUGGUGGCUUUGCCGGUCAAUGCAUUGAGUCGAAUCUCUCCAAGGAUGACGAGACGUCCCCGGAGGUCUCGUCCGGCAGCGAUAAGACCUUCUCCAUCAGCAAACUUCACCUGGUGACCUCCGAAGAGGCUGAGAUCAAGAUCAUCUAUGACAUGCCUGAUGAUUCUUCCUGCAAGCAUGUUGCCCCAAUCUCUCCGAAGGGAACUGUUGUCACCAACGACCAGUGCGGUGGUGCCAGCUCCGUCCGAUUUGAACUCGCAGAGGAGGCCACCGUGGAUGAUGUAGUCUUCGGUAUCCAGAAAAUCGAGUUCGAAUGCUCCGCUGGCCAGAAGACUCCGACUCCCUCUCAUCACCAUACGAGUCCGACUGCGACUGGACACUCGUCUACCCCAGUGAUUCCAGUCCCGUCAUCGUCCAAUGCAGUCACGCCUCCUGCUCUUAGCACUCCCGUCAGGAUGACCACUUCGACCGUGUAUACUACAAGCCUGAUCACCAUCACGAGCUGUGCUCCGACUGUUACCAACUGCCCUGGUGAUUCGACCACGGUUGUCACUUCCACCAUUGCUGUCUCGACCACUGUCUGCCCGGUCACCUCGACUACAACUCCCGCGAAGCCUACUGAAACUCCUGUGAAGCCUACCGAAACCCCCGGGAAGCCUACUGGAACUCCAGCGAAGCCUACUGAAACUCCAGCGAAGCCUACCGAAACCCCCGAGAAGCCUACUGGAAGCUCCCCUGUUGGCGGUUCCUCCGAGGUUCCCUCUCCAAGCAGCCCCGCUCCCACAGGUACUGCUGGUACUUCGUCGGGAGUUCACCCAACUAGCCAUGGUGGAUCUUCCUCCAUCCCUCCAGAGUCGACCACCACUGUGGUGACAUGGGAAACCCUGACCACCUGUCCAGUGACCACUACCGCUACUUCUGACGGCGUCACCACCACUUCCGUCUACAGCACGGUGUCCACGGUCACCCUUACGUCGACAUCUACCAUUUGCAACAAGUGCACUGCUACUCCUCCCACUGGCAAACCCACUGGCACCCCGAGCGGAACCUCUCCUACCCCGACAGGCGUUUCCCCCGAGGAGCCUCCUGAGGAUUCCACCACGACCGUCGUUACAUAUACCACCGUGACCGACUGUCCAGUAACCACGACUGCUACUACCGGUGGCACCACCACCACUUCCGUCUACACAACCCAGUCAACCGUUACCUUGACCUCGACCUCCACGGUGUGCACCAAGUGCUCCUUCACCCCGGCCCCUACCGGAGUCGCGCCUAUCAGUACUCCUGCCGAGGCUGCAACGACAGUCGUCACCUACGAAACCGUGACCACUUGCCCCGUCACUACGACUAUCACCUCCGGUGGAUCCACAACUACGUCUGUCUUCACCACUAUCUCGACAGUGACAAAGACCUCCAGCUCUGCCGUGAAGCCAACUGGAAUUCCCUCUUCUCCUGCUCCCUCUUCACCCCCUCCAUCAGCGCCAUGCCCUAACUUGGUGCCCAAGUGCAUCAACACCUGGCUCCCUCUCCUGCCCAAGUGUACUUCCAACGCGGAGCCUGGUUGUUUCUGCCCAAGCCAUGAGUUCACGGACAAGGUUAUCAGUUGUAUUCAGGCUUGGGGUACAUCCAAAGAAGAGAUCCAGGCCGCGCUCUCCUACUUCGCCGGUAUCUGUGCUGCCUAUGUCCCUGGAAACCCAGGCAUUGUCACUGGUAUUCCGAGCACCAUCACUCUGACCCCCACUCCUGCCCCAACAGGUGUCACCCCUGUGACCGGCACCAGUGCGGCACCACAGCCAACCGCCGCUCCAGAGGUUCCUCUCACGACCAUCAUCUACUCCACCUACACGGUGGCUGUGCCCCAAGUUACCUUUACCACCGGGACCUCUGGCCACUCGACUACCGUCGGCUUGAUUCCGGGCCCUGCCCCAACCGGUGUAUCCCCAGGUCACUCCUCGGGCAUCCCGAACCCAUGGGUCUCCGCCUCGUCUACCUGGGUAUCCAGCCAUCAUCCUAGCUCGACAGCCAAGCCAUCAUCUACCUAUACCCCUCCUCCCCUGGCUAACACUGCCUCCUCUGUGUCCACCAGCUUCUGGCUGGCCAUGGGAGUCGCCACUCUCUUAAGCAUCUUCUUCUGAUUAUAACACUCUUCUUUUUCAUAUUUGAUUUUGCUUUCACAGACCAUGUUACUUAACCCAUGCUUCUCAGAUUGUUAAUAGGUCGUGACAUGUAGGUCACCGAGAUGAAUCUGGAUAGUAAAUGUAGCAAGUCUCUUUUCUUCGAAUUUACAAUGCCUGCCGUGCUUUCUGCUUUCUGCUUUCAAGUCUUGUUUUCAAAAUAAGCCAUGCAAUAAUACCAUUCUCAUGACAGACAA
Aspergillus caelatus is the source of this 2703-nucleotide messenger RNA. Its product is annotated as extracellular serine-threonine rich protein. Bases 92 to 2467 code for a protein of 791 amino acids. The record is from RefSeq and is a predicted model, not a curated record. The transcript has 3 exons. NCBI's taxonomy places the organism in Eukaryota, Fungi, Ascomycota, Eurotiomycetes, Eurotiales, Aspergillaceae.